Trichechus manatus latirostris (Florida manatee) is the source of this 5119-nucleotide messenger RNA. RefSeq names its product ubiquitin specific peptidase 49 (gene USP49). The record is from RefSeq and is a predicted model, not a curated record. Gene Ontology annotation, biological process: protein deubiquitination. Gene Ontology annotation, molecular function: cysteine-type deubiquitinase activity; zinc ion binding. Gene Ontology annotation, cellular component: cytoplasm. The transcript has 8 exons. The coding region runs from base 230 to 2302 and encodes 690 amino acids. NCBI's taxonomy places the organism in Eukaryota, Metazoa, Chordata, Mammalia, Sirenia, Trichechidae.
GAACAGUAAUUAUGAAGAGUGGAGAAUUUUGGACCUUUCCUGCUUUAGGGGAAAAGAUUCUUUGGAUGGGAAGAGACCUUGAAAGGACCUGCAGCUUCAGUCAAUAUCCCACUUAAAUCAUCCCAGGUAGUAGAGAAGAAGAAACCUCACCAAUGACUCUGGAAUAAUAUGGAAGAAGAUGGAAAAAACCUUGUUUAAUGGGUUAAAAGAGUGGAGACUUCUAUAAGACAUGGAUAGAUGUAAACAUGUAGGGCGGUUGCGGCUGGCCCAAGACCACUCCAUCUUGAACCCUCAGAAGUGGUGCUGCAUGGAGUGCUCCACCACUGAGUCGGUGUGGGCUUGUCUGAAGUGCUCCCACGUGGCCUGCGGCCGGUACAUUGAGGAUCACGCUCUGAAACAUUUUGAAGAGACUGGACAUCCGCUAGCCAUGGAAGUCCGGGAUCUCUACGUGUUCUGUUACCUGUGCAAGGACUACGUGCUCAAUGAUAACCCGGAGGGGGACCUGAAGCUUCUCAGAAGUUCCCUCUUGGCAGUCAGGGGCCAGAAGCAGGACCAGCUGGUGAAACGUGGGCGGACGCUACGGUCCAUGGCUUCGGGCGAAGACCUGGUCCAGCUGCAGCGCGCUCCUCAGGGACAGCCGCAGAUGCUGACAGCUCUGUGGUACCGGCGCCAGCGCCUGCUGGCCAAGACGCUGCGGAUCUGGUUUGAGAAGAGCUCCCGGGGCCAGGCAAAGCUGGAGCAGCGGCGGCUGAAGGAGGCGCUGGAGCGCAAGAAGGAGGAGGCGCGGCAGCGGCGGCGUGAGGUGAAGCGGCGGCUGCUGGAAGAGUUGGCCAGCACCCCUCCGCGCAAGAGCGCGCGGCUGCUGCUGCACCCGCCCCGCGACGUGGCCAAGGCCAUGGCCGAGAGGCGGCCCACCACUCUCCCUACCUCAAGGAAAGCUCCAGGCAGCAGACUCAAGCAGCACCGCAAGCCGGCCAUGGCCCCGGGUGUCACGGGCCUGCGGAACCUGGGGAACACCUGCUACAUGAACUCCAUCCUCCAGGUCCUCAGCCACCUCCAGAAGUUCCGAGAAUGUUUUUUGAACCUUGACCCUUCCAAAACGGAACAACUGUUUUCCAAAGCGACCAAUGGGAAGGCUCAGCUAUCCAGUAAGCCGGCCAGUAGCUCGGCCACCGAGGUGUCGGCCAGGAGUGACAAGGCUGAGUCAUGUGACCGGGAGGGCCUCUGCUUGAACGGCGGGGCUUCCAUCAGCCGGAGCCUAGAACUCAUCCAGAACAAGGAGCCAAGCUCGAAGCACAUUUCCCUCUGUCACGAACUGCACACCCUCUUCCGAGUCAUGUGGUCGGGGAAGUGGGCCUUGGUCUCGCCCUUCGCCAUGCUUCAUUCGGUGUGGAGCCUGAUCCCUGCCUUCCGUGGCUACGACCAGCAGGAUGCGCAGGAAUUUCUCUGUGAGCUACUGCACAAAGUGCAGCAGGAACUUGAGUCCGAGGGGACCACGCAUCGGAUCCUUAUCCCCUUCUCCCAGAGGAAGCUCACCAAGCAGGUCUUAAAAGUGGUGAAUACAAUAUUUCAUGGGCAGCUACUCAGUCAGGUCACAUGUAUAGCAUGCAAUUACAAAUCCAAUACCAUUGAGCCCUUUUGGGAUCUGUCCCUGGAAUUCCCUGAACGCUACCACUGCAUAGAAAAGGGGUUUGUCCCUUUGAAUCAGACAGAGUGUCUGCUCACUGAGAUGCUGGCCAAGUUCACAGAGACAGAGGCCCUGGAAGGGAGAAUCUACGCUUGUGACCAGUGUAACAGCAAACGACGAAAAUCCAAUCCAAAACCCCUUGUUCUGAGUGAAGCUAGAAAGCAGUUAAUGAUCUACAGACUACCUCAGGUCCUCCGGCUGCACCUAAAAAGAUUCAGGUGGUCUGGCCGUAAUCAUCGAGAGAAGAUUGGGGUCCAUGUCGUCUUUGACCAGGUAUUAACCAUGGAACCUUACUGCUGCAGGGACAUGCUCUCCUCUCUUGACAAAGAGACCUUUGCCUAUGAUCUCUCCGCAGUGGUCAUGCACCACGGGAAAGGGUUUGGCUCAGGACACUACACAGCCUAUUGCUACAACACAGAGGGAGGUUUUUGGGUCCACUGCAAUGACUCAAAGCUGAAUGUAUGCAGUGUCGAGGAAGUGUGCAAAACCCAGGCCUACAUCCUUUUUUACACUCAAAGAACAGUGCAGGGCAAUGCAAGAAUCUCAGAAACCCAACUCCAAGCUCAGGUGCAGCCCAGCAACAACGAUGAGGGCAAACCACGGACAUUCCCCUGAGUGGGAGGCAUGUAUCAAGGACUGGCUUGUUUUUAAACUAUUGGUGUUCACACAUCUUUACUCUUGUAGGAAUAAGGCUGACUGCAGGAACAGAGUACUAGGUUUGGCUCACUGGGUCAGAGUAGAAGGUGCCAGGUGACUUUUGCCCUAUUGUAAAAUUCAUAGUCACUUUCUUUUUGAAUGGAUUUGGAAAUCCUCUCCUUUCAUAAAACAAAUCAAAAGGAGUAACUUCUAUGAAGAUUCUGAAUAUAGAGGGACCUGGGUGGAGAGGAAAGAGGGUGUAAAUAGGUGUUACUCUGCCAGGAGAGAAGCCAUGUUUUCUCUCUAUUAUGUGACUCCCCUGCUAAUCAGGGGCCUCCUGGCAGCACCAGAAGAACCCUCUCGAUGUGAGCAGCCCUGGACAGAGCACAUGAGGAGGGGCCCUGGGCUGGCAGCAUGUUGGAUAGGAUUGGUUCAGUAGGAAGAGGUGAAGUCUAAGGAUUUAUUCCCACAGAGGAAUAUUUUCUAUUCCUAUUUCUCAAGGGUUGAAAACUUGCAAGCUUCCUUUUUAAAGCGAUAACAGUCAAAGAGUGGAGUGAGAUACAUGGAGCAAAUUUCCCCAUGCAAAAUGGGAGGUUUUUCAAGUGCCAUGCCCUCCCUGGCUGCUGCUGUCAUUUAAUCAUUCCAUACUUCUAAGACUAGUAUGAACAUCCCUUCAUUCUAAAGGGGCAGUUCAUAUGGGGAAGCAACAGACUAGUGUAUGUUAUUUGUUGCAUGCUGGGCCAGCGGGCACUCCUGGCACCUAUCCUGGUUCUGAAACAAAUCCCUGGUUCAGGUCUAGGCCAAGUACAUGGUUUGGUUUAAAUUGGGUCAGUUGGGUGUGGGCAUGGAUAGCUGACAGUCCAGGGCUUAUCUGGCUGCCCGUCACCAUUGUCACCAUAGGGUAGCCUGCAGCUUCUUUCCUGUAUCUGGAGAGCUAGAACAUUUGUGUUCAUCACCAGGCUUGGGAGCUUUUGCUUUCCUUGGGCAUGGGAAUUACUUAGGAAUCUGUCCCCUACAUGUCCUAAUAGUUUAUUGCUGAUCGUCCUGACCUGUUUCCUCCCAAGUCUGAUAAUCUGUUUCUCACCCACACUCAGAGAAAAAAAAUCCAAGACAAAAGCAAGAGUGCUAUGUCCUUUACCCCAGUGCCAGUAAAAUAUCUUUUUCAAUUGGAUCAGUUUCUCAAUGGAAUGAAAUUGCCCAGGUGGAAACCCUCCUUCCCAUCAGGCACCUUCACAAUCCUUCGCUUAGACUCACCAGUGAAAGUGGGACGGCAAACCGUAACUCUCAUUGUGGUGGUUGCUGCAGUGAGUCUCAGCCUGUCACUAUGAAUGCUCAUCUUAUGACUGAGUGUAUCAUAAUAUUUGAAUUCAGGUAGAAGUACAGUUGUCACUUGAAAAGGGAGUAGAUGUGGAAGGGAGUUUGGGGAGGGGAGGGAAGUGGGGAAAGAGAGGCUAAAGAAUGAGGGUGGUAGUAGCUUUAGCGAUGUUGAUGAGCCACAUUUCCUGAGCAGAUCUGUAGCAUUUGCUGUUGACCUCUUUUGAUAUGAACUUUCCCAUAGGACCUGCCAGACAGCACUGAGACAUGGAGAAAAUUCAGACAGAAAAUGGCUCACCUUGAUAGGGAAAGGGGAGUGACUGUGUUUUAAAUUAAACUUGCUUUACCCAACACUGUGAGGUUUCUGUAAUAUUUAGCUUUUAUUUGGAAGCGAUAGCGUAUGGCAUUUUUUAUGCUGUUUGGUUUAUAUUGUCUACUGCAGGCUUCUUUGUACAAGCUUUGCCCCGGGCUCAUCGUCUCCUGGACACUGUUUUAAAGUGUCACAGCCGCCCAUACUGCCAGAGGCUCUGUUGUGAAGUUAUAAUCUCUAGAUCUACAUUUUAAGUCAGCAUGACUGGUGAUGACUUUUUGUGGUGAUAGAAAAGCCCAUUAACUAAAAAACAUGAGAGUAAAAAGGAAAGGAAAAUAUAAAUCGUGCCUCAUCUUUCAUUGAAUUCUAUAUUUAUUAUUCUAGAAAAAGAGAACUUAGGAGAUGGAGAAGAACUAAUAGAGCAUCUACUUCAUCCCUCAGGCUGUCCAGGGGGAAGUUAUUAAUAAAAAUAAACAUUUAAUGGAAAAUUAAAAGAUCUUCAAAUUUAAUUUUUAAAAAUAGUUUUAUAUCAAAUGUUAUAAGGAUUAUUAAGCAGAUUAAGGACUGUGUCAAACAAGUACUUAACUUAGCUAAGCACCCGUAUAUCAAAUUAAUAAAAUCAUUUAAAAUGAGUUGGAAUAGAAACCAAUAUCAGAGUCCCCACUGAGUCCCACACUCGUGAAGGUACCCACAGCAGUCACAGACACUUCUGGUACCCAGAGGCAGCAGCACUAGAUGCUGUUGAGAAGUUGGUAUAUGAGGGAGUUUUUAUUAAAGCAUUCCCUGCUGCAUAAGACAGUGGCUGUUGUGAGGGAAAUAUCCCUUUGCCUUUCAUUUAUUUACAUCUUGGAAGUAGACGAGUUUCUCAGUUGCAUCUUACUUUAAAUCGAAACAUUCUAAAGGGAAGAAAAUAAGAUACAAGUAGAAAUUUACUAGAUGCUGCCAAAUCAAACCCACCAUCUCCAAACAGGAACUUUCCAGGCCUGCUUCCCUCCCCGGGCAAAUAGUUCAUGAAUUCUGUUCCAGGAACCCUUUGUAGAUGGCUGGCAUGUUUACUUUCUGCUGUAGCCAGCCUAGAUGAAUGCACCUUGGCCCUAAAAAAUUAGAAUUUUACCUCAAUCUAGCUGACCCUCAUACUUGUGGUUCCCUCUGAGUGUAAAAAAAAAAAAAAA